AUGCCCUCGUCCAAGGCUGCCAAAAAGAAGCAGCGCCUCAAGAAGGCAGCCGCUGAGAGAAACGCGGGCCUAAGUCAGGACAUCACCCCCCUGGUCUCCGGCCUGGAGCCCAAGUCCUAUGAGCAAGUCAUCGUCAAUGCUGCUCGUAAAUUUGACGAUGUUGCCAAUAUGGUCGUCGAGCAGCACCAAUCACUUGUCAAAAUCCGGGCCCAUGAGCAAACACUUGUUGCCGACUUUGCCCGAAUGACCAAGACAAUCGAGAGAUCCCUGGGUGCAAAAUAUCACCAGCUUCUUGCCCCCACCACAGCCGAAGAUCGUCCCACACGGGUCCGAAAGUACGCCAAGAAGCUGGCCAACGACAUCGAUGCCGCUCUGAACUACAUGACCGCUGAGAUCACGCCCGACUCGCUCUAUGCCACCAAAUUUGCGGCCUUGGACGACAUGCGGGCUGUGUUGGAGAGCAUUCUCCGCUGCCCCAAGCCUCUUCUGAGCGCUCUAUCCCGACAGCCAUCGUUCAAGAGUUGGGACAUCAAAUUGAUGGUGGUGUUGAAGCAUCUGAACUGCGAUGUCAUGGGCAAGCUCAAGUGUGGCAAAUUCAGAUGCGGCGAGCAGGAGACACCUACUCAGUGGAUGAAAGACAUGAAGCGCCUUCAUUGGAUCGACCAUGCCUUUCAGUUCAAGUAUGAGAGGGUGCAAGCAACCACGAUCCCGCAGGCUGUGAAGCACGAGGUGACCAUCCGACAGAAGAGUCUGAACCCUUCACUUGAGCCCGACCUGGCUGGGCCUUCCGAGAGCGCCUCCUCGUCCGAGCCGGUCAAGACAGAGCCCCCCAAGGCAAAGUUGACCAAGGGUGAGCUCAAAAACAUGGUCUCUCCCCUUUUCCCCUCUAUUCUCGAGCAGAUCAUGACCUCCACAGCUCUCGCCCAUGCCUCAGCCAUUCCUGCGCUCAGGGCGGUCCGGAAGAUCAAGGCUGCGGCCGAAUCAUCGAUGGCCCAAGACUGGGCUCGAGUUGCCGGGGUUGUACACAGCGGCCUCAACGAUCGCUAUUGUAUCCGCAAGACCUACCGCCACGGAUUUAGUGUUCACGCCUAUGCCAACGAGUCGGCCGAAGUCACGGACGAGGCACUCACCAAGUUCUAUAUGGAGCUCAAGAACCUUUACAAGCCCCUUCUCGCCACCAAGAUAGCCGCUUUGGAGAGUUGUCGCAAGGUUCUGGAAGAUCUCCUAUGCUGCCCCGACGAACUGAGAGAUGCCAUUUGCUUCCAUGUCGGUUCCGAUCAAACCAAUACUUGGGCCUUCAACAUGGUGAAGAUUUUGGACUGUUUUGAAGACGGGGAGAUUUACAAACUGGUCAAGGGCGAAACGGAUGAGCCGAAUGAGUUUUGGACGAAGCGCAGCGUGCCAGCUCUGAUGGAGCUUGUGAAGGACAAGGCGCCAGUCGGCCACCCCGACAGAAGAGAGUUCUUUCGUGGUGGUCUCCGAGAGGUCUGGCUGCGCGUGUAUGCCGCAGUCAUCAAGUAUGGACCCCCCCCCAAGACGCUCAUGUUUGAGCGCCUAUGUGUCUGUUGUUAUUGCGACGACCUUGAUGAGGAAGAUUACUGCUCUUGUGGGAACGGCGAGGGCUUUGACGAUGAGGAGGAUGAAAGCUUCCAUGAAGCGAUGUUGGCCUUGUUGUCUCCGAAUCCUUUUCUGCUCUGA
This is a messenger RNA of Podospora bellae-mahoneyi, 1698 nucleotides long. RefSeq lists its product as uncharacterized. The coding region runs from base 1 to 1698 and encodes 565 amino acids. NCBI's taxonomy places the organism in Eukaryota, Fungi, Ascomycota, Sordariomycetes, Sordariales, Podosporaceae. The record is from RefSeq and is a predicted model, not a curated record. The transcript has 4 exons.